Messenger RNA from Sphaeroforma arctica JP610, 2256 nucleotides. RefSeq lists its product as hypothetical. The coding region runs from base 130 to 1479 and encodes 449 amino acids. Gene Ontology annotation, molecular function: cyclin-dependent protein serine/threonine kinase regulator activity. Gene Ontology annotation, cellular component: cytoplasm; cyclin-dependent protein kinase holoenzyme complex; nucleus. Lineage: Eukaryota; Ichthyosporea; Ichthyophonida. Gene Ontology annotation, biological process: mitotic cell cycle phase transition; regulation of cyclin-dependent protein serine/threonine kinase activity. The transcript has 12 exons. The record is from RefSeq and is a predicted model, not a curated record.
CGUACUUAGUAUAGAGCAGCAAGUGGCGACUGACGGCAUCGAUAGUAGGACGCACACGUAUGAACACUACAGCAUCCAGCCCAAUUAUAGCUAAUUGCUAAGUAAGGGUAUCAACACAGAGCCUUCAGGAUGUCUCUACGAACACGGGCCGCGGCGGCCGAGGCCAACAAAUCAAGCUUUGUCGAUGAAAACAGUACGGCACACCAUGAUGCUCUCAUUGGAAAGCGUAUCACACGGUCACAGGCAAGGGCUCCUCAGGAUAAAUCUGCUGCGUCGCAGACACAAGGCACACAAGCAAAGGGGUUGGCUGAUCGCCGAAAUCCGCUACAGAGUAUAGGCAAUAGGAACCAGGCACCGGCCCACCGCCAGCCAGUCAAGACACACAAGCCGUCGGCAAAGAAGCCGGCAGUGGCGGCGGUCAGGAGGGAGGGCAUGCAGACCCGGCGAUCACUAAGCCGUAUGAAAAAUGCUGCCCCCGCCAAGUCAGAGGAGAAGGCGCCCAAAGAGAGCCAUACAGAUUUGACAACAAAUCUUUCAGCGUUGGGUUUCGCCGUACCACUCGGAAUCCAGAAGCCAACCAAGCCUCAGACACUUGCCGACAAACUCGAGGCCAAACAUGUCUUGCCCGAGCGGUUCGAUGAUCUUCCAGUCACAAUCGAAGACAUCGAUAUAGGAGAUAAAGACUUCCCCGAAUUCUGUCCUGACUAUGCUAAGGACGUCUAUGGAUACUUAUUCAAACGCGAGAGUACAUUUCACAUUACCGACGACUAUAUGAGCGAAAUGCAAACGGAUAUAACACCCAAGAUGCGAGGGGUCCUGAUCGACUGGCUGAUAGAGGUUCAUCUCAAAUUCAAGCUACUCCAAGAGACAUUGCAUUUAACCAUCAAUACCAUCGACCGAUACUUGUCAGGUUUGACUGUUAUUGACCGCAACCGCCUUCAGCUGGUUGGUGUCACUGCCAUGCUGAUCGCCUCCAAGUUCGAAGAAAUAUACGCGCCGGAAGUGCGCGACUUCAUCUACAUCACAGAUAACGCAUACAACCGAGAAGAGAUUCUCGUUAUGGAGCGGAAGAUCCUCAACACACUGGGCUUCAAAUUCGGAGUGCCCCUAUGCCUGCACUUCCUACGACGGAUGUCGAAGAGCGCCGAAGCAGACCCCCAGACACACACACUCGCCAAGUACUUUAUGGAGAUGACGUUAACGGACUAUCAUCUAAUGCAGAACUAUAAGCAAUCCGAGAUUGCAGCCGCGUCAUUGUGUCUGGCACGGAAAAUGAUGGACUUGGAUAACUGGAACGAGAACAUUGUUUACUACAGUACGUACGACGAAGAUGAUAUCACACCCUGUGUGAUGGAGAUAUUUCAAAUAAUUAAGAAUUCGCCCCGGGCUAAAUUCCAGGCGUGUCGAAAGAAGUACUCGAGCAACCGAUUCUUCCGUGUCGCUCACCUCGCCGAGGAACAGGCUGAAAACGUACUAUAGGGGAGAGGUAGUAUAAACAGUCCUCUUCCAAUCGAUGUGAAUGACCGUGGUUGUUGUGAGCAUGUGCGUUCUAUAACAGAGAUAGUACGGUCAAGCGAUCAACGUACACCAAUCUUGGUCGGUAUCUAUGAGAUGUAUAUGUAUGCCGGCAGUGGCUUCCAAUCGGAUAUAGAAUAUAAGGAGCGCUGUUUAGGUAUAGAUGCUGUUUGAGGUAUGAGGUGUAUUGUAAUUGAAGAGGGACCGAUCUUAUCGGCGAUGUAUGUUUUUAUAUAACGACCAGUGGUACGCAGGCUUACGCGUCCACUGUCAUAAUCAAUGUAAACGACUAUAAUAAGCCUGUAACAAUCAGAUGUGAUUGGUUAUAGGCCUGUUAAAGUCGGAUGUGAUUGGUCAUCAGCCUAUUACUAUCAAAUUUGAUCAGCAACAGGCAAAAUCACGUGGUGUAUGCUGGGUGAGUGCACGGCGGAUACAGGUGCAUUGUGCAUAUAUACACUAUUGUGUCCCUGUGCAAGUUAGCCGCACACCAGACGCGAAUGACCAGAUACGGUACAGCACGCAACCAAUCCUUAAACACCCCAUAGACUGUCCUCAAAGUCACACUAAACGCACAAACAGUAAAAAACACAACACAUCAGGUGCGUGAGAAAGGCACGGCACAGAGUGAGGUAUCGAAAGAAUGAGAGACGAAUUAUUAAAUGCACAAAGCGGACAGGAUACCCGUAGAUGACCGGGAAAUCCCGGUCAGAGUUGUAAAUCUUCUGAAUAAAGCAAAAUGUC